Messenger RNA from Linum tenue, 2095 nucleotides. The record is from the annotation of a GenBank genome assembly. Lineage: Eukaryota; Viridiplantae; Streptophyta; Magnoliopsida; Malpighiales; Linaceae.
AAAAGGCAGAGAGCAUCAGUUCCAAAGUACCAAACCUCCAACCCAGCAAGCAAAGGCCUUUAUAAGCCUUUUUGCGCUUGCAAUCCCUCCCAAACUCCAAAACCCAAUUCCUCCUCUUCCCUUUCCUCUCUCCCACUGCCUCUGGUUCUGCAAUUCAUCGUUGUUUCAGCUGAAAGAAUCAAUCAGCAAAGCUGGCUGUGCAAAGCAAGAAAAGCAAGCAGCUUUACUGGAAAGCAGCAGCAGCCAUGGGGCUGCAACACCAUCGUUCAAAGAGCCAGCCCCUGUUUCUGGACGACGACGAGAUGGGUCUGGUUCUUGUCUUCACAAAGAAACCAUCUUCAACACCAUUACCAUCAACGGCAGCUGCAGCAAGACCCAAGCUUCUCACUCUCUUGUUCCUCUCCCUCGUCUCUGGCUUCCUUAUCCUCGCCCCACACUUCUUCCCCGCCUUCUAUUCAUUCGAUUCCAUGACGGCUACCGAUUCCAAUCUCCCCCUCUGCUCUUCCGUCGCCAACGGAACCAUAUGCUGCGACAGAACCAGCAUACGCUCCGACGUCUGCUAUAUGAAAGGGGACAUUAGAACUCAGCCUUCCACUUCCUCAAUCCGCCUCUACACCGGCGAAUCGCGCCAUCAGGAAGAAAAAAUCAGACCCUACACUCGAAAAUGGGAAACCAGCGUGAUGAACACCAUCGACGAGCUGAAUCUAAUCACUUCGGAAGAGAAGCAGCAACAGAACCACCGUUGUGACGUCACCCACGACGUCCCGGCCGUGUUCUUCUCCACCGGCGGCUACACGGGCAACGUUUACCACGAAUUCAACGACGGCCUGAUCCCACUCUACAUCACCUCCCACCAGUACAACAAAAGGGUCGUCUUCGUCAUCCUCGAGUACCACGACUGGUGGAUCUCCAAGUACUCCGACAUCCUCUCCCACCUCUCCGACUUCCCCGCCGUCGACUUCUCCGGCGACAAGAGGACGCAUUGCUUCCCGGAAGCCACCGUCGGGCUCCGCAUCCACGACGAGCUCACCAUCUCCCCUGCCCUGAUGCAGGGGAGCAACCGGACCAUCGUCGAUUUCCGCAACAUCCUCGAUCGCGCCUACUUACCUCGAAUUACCGGCCUAAUCGAAGAAGAAAAGCUCGAAUUGGGUCCCGCAAUUCGAUCCAAUUCAAGGCGUAACGCUCCGAAAUUGCUCAUCGUGUCGAGAACAGGGUCGCGCGCAAUCACCAACGAGGAAGCACUGGUGAAAACAGGGGAGAGGAUCGGGUUCCGGGUCGAGAUUCUACGGCCGGACCCGACCACCGAGCUAGCGAAGAUAUACAGGGCGAUGAACUCCAGCGACGUCAUGAUCGGGGUCCACGGCGCUGCGAUGACGCAUUUUCUGUUCAUGCGGCCGGGCUCUGUUUUCAUCCAGGUGGUGCCUUUGGGCACGGAUUGGGCGGCGGAGAGCUACUACGGCGGUCCGGCGACGAGGAUGGGGCUGAAGUACAUUGGAUACAAGAUUCUGCCGAGGGAGAGCUCUCUGUUCGAGAAGUACGGCGAGGAGGAUCCGGUGCUUCGCGAUCCAGAGAGUGUUAAUCAGAGAGGGUGGGAGUACACGAAAUCGAUCUAUCUCGACGGUCAGAAUGUGGCGUUGGAUUUGAAGCGGUUCGAGAAGCGAUUGGGGAGGGCUUACGGUCAUGUUGUGAAGAAUGUUGUGAGGAACCGGCGGGAUCGGCGGCGGAGGCGGCGAUCGGCGGCGUAGGAAGGUCGUCUGAUAUAUUGUUUGGCUUGUAAAUGACGGGAGGAAUUUACUAUUUAGGGAGGUAUGGUGGUAGGUGAAAGAAUAGGGAAAUGUUGGGUGUAUAGAUGAUAUAUGCGAAAUAAUAAUGAUGAAAUUGUAAUUUUUACUUCGGUUGAUUUAUAUGACACGAAACACGCUAUAUUCUUUCUCUUGAUUUUGACAAAUGGUUUAGGAUAAGUCAAUUCCACUUACGAGAUGAGGAUGAUUAGUGGUAGUAUUGGCCUAUUGGAGAUGAUGGAAUUGAUGGAUGUUAAGGGCUAAUGGUGAACAAAAUUGUGAUAAGGUUGAUCGUUUGUAUGUCAAAUGGUUGC